This is a messenger RNA of Pyricularia pennisetigena, 1194 nucleotides long. RefSeq lists its product as uncharacterized. The transcript has 2 exons. The record is from RefSeq and is a predicted model, not a curated record. The coding region runs from base 1 to 1194 and encodes 397 amino acids. Lineage: Eukaryota; Fungi; Ascomycota; Sordariomycetes; Magnaporthales; Pyriculariaceae.
AUGCACAGACCAGGGAGUCGCCUUGUGGCGACAAUAGCAUCCUUACUUUCGGCGCCAUGGAUGUCUAGACCAGUCUCAGCUCUCCCCAUGGAGGCCGUGGCCGCCGGCUACGGCUACCUGAUGGUGCGAGACUGCGCGAACCCGUGCGGUAUGGACAGUCAAUACUGUUGUGGCUCUGGCGAGAGGUGCUUCACCUCCAACGGCCUGGCAGGCUGCACAGCGGCGGCUGGUGGGGGUUUUGCACUCUUCACUACCACAUGGACCCAGACGCAAACAUUUACCAGCACCGGGAGCACGUACUUCCCGGCGGCUACGACUCAGGCUCCAAACGACUGCAUAGUCCCUCCGGGCUCCGGAUGGACUUCCUGUGGUUCAAUCUGCUGUGCGUCGAACCAAUACUGCGCUCAAAAGAACCAGUGCAUGGCCAAGGGUGCAGGAGGUGGUGGAGUGAUCUGGACGACAUCAACUUAUACAUCCGGCGGCCAGGUCAUGACGACCCAGUUCAGUGCGCCCUACCGCGUGACAGGGUCUGGCGGUGCGACUGGAACGGCCGUCCCAGGUGCUACUGGCACUGCUGACAACCAGAAUGGCGAGGCGGGUGGUGGAGGUGGUGGCGGUCUUACUGCCGGACAAAUCGCCGGUAUCGUCAUUGGCGUAAUUGCCGCCGUCAUCAUCUUGAUCAUCAUCUGUGCUUGCUGUGUUGUGCGCGGACUCUGCCUGGGCGUCCUGGGUCUGUUGGGCCUGGGCGGCAAGAAGGAUAGCCACAAGUCUGAGAAGACUGUCGUCGAGGAACGUUACGUCCGUCGUGGCGCCAGCCGUGGCACCUCGGCUCACUCUCGACGUGACAGGCAUAGCGGCUGGUUUUCAGGCAGCGGCCGGCCGUCCACGGUUGCGUCCCGCAAAGAAAAAAAGGACAGUGGUGCUGGCUGGCUCGGCCUUGCCGGUGCCGCAGGCACCAUUCUGCUUCUGCUCGGCUUGAAGAAGAACGAGGACAAGAAAAAGAAGACGCAAGUCGUUGAGGAGAGGAGACGAUCCUCAAGGAGACCGAGGAGCGAAGUCAGCGCAUCCACCUGGGACUCGUACACGAGCUAUACCGACCCAAGUAGUGUAGGGACGCGUAGAACGAGCAGAACCAGGGAUACACGGAGAACGGUCAGAACAGAGACGAGGUCUCGGGCAGCCUCGAGAAGAUGA